Messenger RNA from Varanus komodoensis (Komodo dragon), 2280 nucleotides. RefSeq names its product Cbp/p300 interacting transactivator with Glu/Asp rich carboxy-terminal domain 4 (gene CITED4). Bases 276 to 923 code for a protein of 215 amino acids. Gene Ontology annotation, cellular component: nucleus. Gene Ontology annotation, biological process: regulation of DNA-templated transcription. The record is from RefSeq and is a predicted model, not a curated record. The transcript is spliced from 2 exons. NCBI's taxonomy places the organism in Eukaryota, Metazoa, Chordata, Lepidosauria, Squamata, Varanidae.
CAGUGGAACCGAAGUGGUGCAAGUGGUCAUAGGUGGCAUGUUUUGCAACUGAUGCGCCCGGCUUAGGGAAGGGUCGGCGAGCGAGCAAGCAAACAGGCUGGCCGGCCAGCUUCUUCGCGGGGCUCGCAGCUGGAAGAGCAGCAGCAGCAGCAGCAAACGGAAAAGCCGACGCUGCUGCUUUUGUUCUGCCGAGCUGACUUCUUCGUAGCCCGGACGAUUUGCGAAUUCUGCAGCCUUUCCUUAGGACCGCCGCCUUUCAGGGGGUGCGGGUCGCGAUGGCCGAUCACAUGAUGCUGCCGAUGAGCCACGGCGUGAACGGGCUACAGGGCUACCGGAUAGGGAUGGCGGGGGCGCCGGCUCCUCCGCCGCAGCACGGGCAGCACGUGCUAAGGACGCUACCUGCCAGCCACCAGGUGAUGCAGUACGGCGGCCCGGCCAUGGAGGGGGGCAUGAGGCCCAGGGCCGGCAUGAACGGACAGCUGGGCCACCACCAGCAGGGGCCGGGCGGCGUGAUGUUCGGCGGGCCAGGGCAGCAGCAGCAGCAGCAGCAGCAGCAGCAGCAGCACUACACGGCCUCGGUGGGCACGCAGCAGCUCAUGGCCAGCAUGCACUUGCAGAAACUGAACACGCAGUACCAGGGCCACCCGCUCAUGGGCAUGAGCAGCGGGCCCAUCGGGGCGGGGGCGCAGCAGUACAGGAUGGGGCCGGGCCAGCACCCCGGCAUGCCACACCUGCCCUCCCCGGCACUCACCUUGAACGUUAUGGACACGGAGCUGAUCGACGAAGAGGUCUUGACUUCCUUGGCCAUGGAGCUGGGCUUGGACCGCGUACAGGAGCUGCCGGAGCUUUUCCUGGGACAGAACGAGUUUGACUUCAUCUCGGACUUUGUCAGCAAACAGCAGCCCAGUGCGAUCAGCUGUUGAACGGCUCUGCUGGGAGCUGGUGCUUCUCCUAGAAGCACCCCCCCACCUUGAAAAAACACGACUUUCUCUCCCUCAUGCAGACUUCUCCAUUUCUUCCCCACCUAAAAGCUCAAUGGACAAUCAUUAGAGACUCUUCUUUCGUUCGUUCUUUCUUUUGUUCUUUCUUUCGGUUUGCACUGCAUCGUUCCUUCUCAUGGGGGUGUUGUUUCUGCAGGUGCGGGGGGGGGAAUGGAAAGCUUUUGCAGAUGACAGUGGGCCUUUUGUUGUGCCCCACUCCCCAAAGAGCAGUGGAUGGUGUGGGCGCUGAACUCUGCUCUGUUGACUUCUUGAAGGAAUCUUGUAAGCCCCCUUUGAACACACCUUUCCACUGGGUGGGUGUUAGCAUUUUUAAGGAUGCUCCCAGCAAAAGGAAGGGGUAGGAGGUGGCUCGCUCCAUCCCUUCCUCCACGGGCUGUUUCUGCCUCUCAAUACUGUGAAAGUCAGCAAACGGUCAGGUUCCUUUUUGACUUGAAAUGAUUGAUGGCCUCCGGUUGCAUUUUUCUUCUGAAUCCCUCCCCCACCUCUCCCUCUCUCACACACAGAACUGAACAAUUAAGUUGGACUCAAGAAAUGAAAUUGACUUACUUUCUUCCAUUUUUCUUUAAAUGGGUAAAAUUAGCAGGCAACAUAUUCUGUGGAAGGCAGUAUCAGUGACCAGCCUCUUCAGACGUUGAGUCACUUCCAGCUGAUAGGGGUGGGGAAGACCCAACUAAUUGGUGUAAUAAUGUUGUCACACUUUCAGACUACUAAAAAUGAGCUUUAAGCUGCCAUCUAGCUCUUUCUCUGCCUCCGAAACCAAAUAAAAUCCUUGUAAUUGUGUAUAUUACUGAUUUUUUAAAAGAAAAAAAUCUUAUUUAUCUCUUCUGUGUUCCUGAUCCUUAUUUAUUUGGAAGGGCUCAGUUAUCUGCCUUUUGAGAUUAUUGGGAAAGGGCUAAAUAUAACACUCAAAAUGUAUGUCCCUCCAAACUUGUUUUGCUAUCCAAGGGCAGCAUAUAUAUUUUUUCCAAGAUUGCAGAAAAAAGAAUAAAAGGCAGUGUGUACACAUGUGCUCUCAUUCUCUCUCACUGUGUGUACCUGCCCAUCCUGAGGCUUGAGUUUAAGAGAAAAUAAACCCUUCAUAUUGUGUUUCCCAAAAGCUUGGUGUGGACUAGCAGCUUGUUUCCCUCUUUAGUCUCCAAGUGAUCUGGAAAAGCGGGAAAGCUCAAGUCCAGCAUCUGCCCUCUUUUCUUGCAAGCACACAGCAAUGCAUCAUUAUUUGAUUGAUGAAGUGAGAAUGUACAGGUGAUUUUUUUCCAAAUAAAAGUUAAACCCUAUGAAA